AUGUCUGGCUCGACAACCUCAAACAACAUCAAUGCAUCUAACUUUCAGCAAGAACCAAGUUGGGGAAGAGUUCUGAUAUGCGGUGGCACCGACUGGCCCAAGCUAGGCAGAAAAGAUCGCGGAGGAGCAAGUAAGAAAGCCCAAGAAGUGAACGUGGGCGGCCCUGACCUUCUGGAGCCCCACAUCCUACGAUCUCUCAGUAACAUUAAGGCUGCAUCCAUCCAUACGUCCUGCGUGGGCUGCCACAUUGUCGUUCUUGACACCGAUGGUGUAGCUUGGCUGUUUGGUCGGAAUGAACGCAGCUCUCUCGGUUUCCCAGGGGUCGAUGCGAUUUCCGAAAACGCACCAAGAAGCUUGACUGCACAGGAUCUGGGGUCUCAGAAGGGCACACGUUUUGUACAUGCUGCUUGUGGGCGGAGCCAUACCUUGUUGGUCGGAAGCGGAGGCCAGCUGUGGACUUCGGGAGCCAAUAAUGCGGGGCAGUGCGCACAUCCUCCCUGCGCGGAGAUAUCCACUUUCAAGCUUGUGAAUGGAAUUAAGCACGGCAAUGUGAAGGAGAAUGUGGUGCAGGCAGCGGCGGGGGUGACGUUUUCUAUCGUCCUCACUCAAAGCGGCAAAGUCUUUUCCUUUGGCUCCGGUGAACAUGGGCAACUAGGCAAUGGGAAGACCGGCGAGCAUAUCGUUACCGCGGGCAAGACCGCGUUUGAUAUUGAGUGGGAACCCCUCCUUGUGAGAGGUCUUGAUGAUAAAGUGAUAGUGCAAAUUGCAUGCGGUCAACAACAUAGUGUUGCUCUUGAUUCGACAGGGUCUGCUGUUCAUGUCGCAAUCGUCUACGUCUGGGGAUAUAAUGGAUAUUGCCGCCUUGGGUUGGGCAAUCAGCAGGACGUGCUCAUUCCGAAGGUGGUUCCACAGUUCGCAGGUCCCAACGAACCGACUAUGGGGGCCGAAAUAAUAGCGGGCCCCUCAAAUACGGUUGUGAUUGAUAAGCAGAGAAUGUAUUGGAUGGCUGGCAAAUGGAAAACCACUGGUGACGGUUCUUCUGGUCAGCCGUACUCAACAUUCCGUUAUUUACAGGAUAUAAUGGGAUGCAAAAUCACGCAUGCUGCCUGCGGAGGAGUCACUCACUGGGCACUUUCACCUGAUGACGACGGCGGUAUUAUGACGAUUGCCUUCGGUCAAGGCGCUGCUAAUGGUGAACUGGGAUUAGGACCUCAUGAAGCAAAAAGUGCUACAAAACCUACCCGCCAUCAGCCUUUGAUUGGAAUUGAUGUACUACAGGUCGCUGCCGCUCAAAAUACCACCUUGUUGUUGGCCCGGCCAAAUGAGAAAUUCUCUGACUUACCUCGGCACCCUGUCGAGAUCGGUGCACCGCAGUUUUGCGUAGUUUGUAGCGCUGAUAACGGGGAGGAUGAUUCGCCUCUCGAAUGUGACAAGUGCGACAAUUCGUACCAUCUCAAAUGCCUGGAUCCCCCGCUUGAUGCAAUACCAGAUGGCGAAUGGUUCUGCCCAGAUUGUGAUCAGGAUCCCGGCGCACCAGUUGGUCCAGAAGCAAUUAAAAAAGCCGCUAAGCGUAAGGCAAAGGACGAUGUCGCUUCGGAAGAGGAACGAGAAACAAAAAAGAAAAGGAAAGCACCUCCGAAGACGAACACCACCGCAACAAAGCGCAAGAAGUAG
This is a messenger RNA of Fibroporia radiculosa, 1674 nucleotides long. RefSeq lists its product as uncharacterized. NCBI's taxonomy places the organism in Eukaryota, Fungi, Basidiomycota, Agaricomycetes, Polyporales, Fibroporiaceae. The record is from RefSeq and is a predicted model, not a curated record. The coding region runs from base 1 to 1674 and encodes 557 amino acids. The transcript has 16 exons.